CAUGUUUUCAUAUUGCAGACAAAACUCCAUCAUAUCAUCUCUCUAUUCUCAGCUCGCGCCCAUUUCAUGUCUUCAUAUUACGAGAGUGGUUGUUAUCGUGCUUAGUUAAAUUCUAUAAAGUGUGCAUGAAGCUAGAGAAAACUUCAAGGACAACUUCAAUCACUUCAGCCAUGGCCUCCAUAGACUAUUUUGAAAUUUUUGUGGCAUUUUUUUGCCUUGCAAUUUGGGUGUUUAUGCGAGACGGAUAUAGGCGACCAUUAAAGGUGCCAUUGUUUGGAAUGUUACCGAGCCUUUUCUUGCAUGUUCACAAGAUUCACGACCGGUGUGCGGCGGUUUUGUCCCUGCAUGGCGGCACUUUCUUGCUCAAAGGCCCGUGGUUUACCAACAUGGACAUUCUUGCCACGGUGGAUCCUCAAAAUGUUCACUAUAUAAUGUCUGGGAAUUUCGAGAAUUUCCCAAAGGGGAAAGAGUUCAAGAAGAUCUUUGAUGUGUUGGGUGAUGGGAUUUUCAAUUCCGAUUUGGAUCUGUGGAAGAACCAGAGAAAACUUGCCAGGGCUUUGAUCAUUCACCAAAGGUUUCACAGGUAUUUGGUGAGGACGAGCUGGAAUAAGGUGGAGAAAGGGCUGAUCCCAGUUCUUGAAUUGGCGGCGGAGCGCGGCGGCGUUGUGGAUUUGCAGGAUGUUUUCCAGCGGUUAACGUUUGACACGACAUGCACGCUUGUUACGGGGUACGACCCAGGAUGUCUGUCCAUCGAUUUCCCCGACGUUCCGUUCUCAAAAGCCAUGGAUGACGCCGAGGAAGUGAUAUUCAUCCGGCAUUUGCUCCCGGAGAGCCUCUGGAAGCUCCAGCAGUGGCUCGGAAUCGGCCCGGAGAAAAAAUUGAGCCGAGCUUGCGAGAUUCUCGACCAAGUUAUCGGCAAGUACAUAACAAUGAAACGCCAGGAACUAAACCUGCCCCACAAAAAGCAAACUCUUUCGCUCCAAGAACCCACACAGUCUCAAAAUUCCUCAUCCCAAGGACCCGCACAAUCUGAGGAAAAGCAAAAUUCUUCGUCUCAAGGGCCUACACAGUUUGAGGAAAAGCAAAAUUUCUCGUUUCAAGGGCCCAUAAAAAAACAAAAUUCCUGGUCUCAAGGCCUCACACAGUCGGAUGAAAAGCAAAAUUCGUCGUCCCAUGGGCCCACACAGUCCGAUGAAGAGGGACACGAUCUUUUAACCUCGUACAUUAACAACAACGAGGGGGAAACAACCAUGGGGCUAAAAUUUGACGACAAAUUCCUAAGAGACACGAUUCUGAACCUAAUGAUCGCCGGCCGGGACACCACGAGCUCCGCGCUGACAUGGUUCAUCUGGCUAGUUUCAACCCACCCGGAAGUGGAAAAGAACAUAAGAGACGAACUUUUUAACGCCGUUAAAGCCGACCCCCAAAAAUUCCGUCUAUUCAAAUCAGAGGAGUUAAAAAACCUCGUCUAUCUCCACGCCGCCCUCUGCGAAUCCUUAAGGCUAUACCCACCGGUCCCCUUCCAACACAAAUCGCCCCUCCACACAGACAUUCUCCCCAGCGGCCACAAAGUGAGCCCCAAUACGAGGUUAAUGUUUUCCCUGUACGCCAUGGCGCGAAUGCAGUUCAUAUGGGGCAAAGAUGCGAAGGAGUUCAAGCCAGAGAGGUGGAUUUCCGAGCGUGGAACGGUCAAACAUGAGCCGUCUUACAAGUUCCUGGCAUUCAACGCCGGGCCCAGGACUUGUCUGGGCAAAGAAGUGGCGUUUACACAGAUGAAGGCCGUGGCAGCCGCCAUUAUCCAUAACUACCAUGUCCGCGCCGUGGAAAACCAUGAUGCUUCGCCUAAUGUCUCCAUAAUUCUCUACAUGAAACAUGGUCUCAAGGUUCGGGUCCAAAGAAGAUGGACUUAUUAGCUUGAUCCCGUUUCUUAUAUAUUCUUAAUAAUAAUCGUCUAAGAUGUCUCCGUACGAGGUGUGAUUUGCUUGAAUUUGUUUGUGCAUGAACAUGUUUCAGAACACUGCUAAAACUGUGUAUUAUAUUCCUGUAAUAACAACAAUUACAUUUACUACUCAAAAUUUUACA
Ipomoea triloba (trilobed morning glory) is the source of this 2082-nucleotide messenger RNA. Its product is annotated as alkane hydroxylase MAH1-like. The record is from RefSeq and is a predicted model, not a curated record. The transcript is spliced from 3 exons. The coding region runs from base 126 to 1913 and encodes 595 amino acids. Gene Ontology annotation, molecular function: oxidoreductase activity, acting on paired donors, with incorporation or reduction of molecular oxygen; monooxygenase activity; iron ion binding. NCBI's taxonomy places the organism in Eukaryota, Viridiplantae, Streptophyta, Magnoliopsida, Solanales, Convolvulaceae.